AUUAGUUCCACGCUCGGUAUUAAUAAAUAGACGUCAGAUUCUUUAGUUCUUAUUAAACUCUUCCAUUUCAAACGAAUUCUCUAAAGAGAAGAAAACAUGAAGAAUCAAUUGUUUGUUCUAUUUACUGUAUUACUACUAUUCUCGUAUGUUGCAGCUGAGCUUUUGUCGCCGUCAGAGGUACCUUCGAUUUCAGAGUCACCUUUGGUAUCACCAUCAGAUGCACCUGCGGUUUUAGAGUCACCUUUGAUAUCACCAUCAGACGCAUAUGUGUUGUCAGAGUCACCUAUUGUAUCACCGUCAAAUACACCUCUGUUAUCUCCAUCAUCUGAAGAUUCUGAACCAUCAUCAAACAAUGAUUGUUCUACUGUAAUUUACAGCAUGUUCGAUUGUCUUUCCUUCUUGACAAUCGGAUCAACAGAUCUAAGUCCAACUAAAUCGUGUUGUGAUGGUGUUAAAAUAGUUCUUGAAUAUAAUCCUAAUUGUCUGUGCAUAGCAUUGGAGAGCAGCCGUGACAUGGGAUUUGAGUUAAUUAAUAGAAAAGCUCUUGCCAUGCCUUCUAUUUGCAAUAUUCCCAUUAAUUCUCAUUGCGAUGUUGUAUCAAGUCCGACUGCAUCAAUCUCAACACCAGAAACAACUACGAUUUCUCCAUCGGAGCAACCUACAAAUCUAUCACCACCUGUGGUUGUGACCCAAUCACCGCCAAAGGUUAUAACUUCGUCACCACCAGCGGUUAGUAAUCCAUCACCACCAACGUUUACGACUCCAACACCACCAACAUUUACAACGCCAUCACCGUCUGUUAAUCCUUUACUACCGGCGGUUAUUUCAUCACCGGUUAGGACUGCUUCACCACCAACUAUUACUCAGUCAUCACCUGCGAUGACUGCUUUGUCACCUGCAAUAAUUGCUCCGUCACCAUCUAAAUCUGGAGCCACGAACUUGUCCAUAUCCAAACUAUUCCUUAGGAUCGUCACAAUUUCUACUUUGGUUAUGUUGUUUCCUUCAAUUUAAUUUAGUUGAAUUUUUAGUUGAAAUCCCUUUUCUGUUAUUAAUUAUUUAAUGAAUUGUUAAGAAAUAAGUUAGUGAUAUUUGUUAUCUUUUUCAA
Molecule: messenger RNA, 1105 nt
Organism: Raphanus sativus (radish)
Lineage: Eukaryota; Viridiplantae; Streptophyta; Magnoliopsida; Brassicales; Brassicaceae
Product: non-specific lipid transfer protein GPI-anchored 23-like
Exons: 3
Coding region: 97-1011 (304 amino acids)
Source: RefSeq, a predicted model, not a curated record